GGAGGCUCUUCUGAGGCUGCUGCCAGUGGUCAAAGCCUCCGACAAAGCCCUACUAAGUGGCUGUAACCUCUCACAGAGAAGCUGUAAAGCUCUGUCCUCAGUUCUCAGCUCCAUGUCCUCUUUUCUGAAAGAGCUGGACCUGACUUACAAUGACCUGCAGGAUUCAGGCGUGAAGUUUCUGUCUGCUGCGCUACAGAGUCCACAUUGUACACUGGAAACUCUCAGAUUGGGGAGCUGUAGUUUGUCAGAGAUCAGCUGUGAUUAUCUGGCAGCAGCACUGAAGUCCAACCCCUCCCAUCUGAGAGAGCUGGACCUGAACACCAACAACCUGCGGGAUUCAGGAGUGAAACAGCUGUGUGGUUUUCUGGAGAGUUCAGGAUGUGGACUCAAAACUCUGAGUCUGUCAGGCUGUCUGAUCACAGAGGAAGGCUGUAUGUCUCUGGUCUCAGCUCUGAACUCCAACCCCUCCCAUCUAAGAAAGCUGGACCUGAGCUACAAUCAUCCAGGAGGCUCAGGAAUGAAGCUGCUGUCGGCUGGAUUGAAGGAUCCACGUUGGAGACUGGACACUCUCAGGGUGCAGCCUAUGAGGGCCCUGAGUCGUGAGGGAUGCUCUGCAAUGUCUGGACAUAGCCAGCAGCUGUUUGACGCCUCUGCACCUCCUGAAGCUCCAUUGUUCCACUGA
Messenger RNA from Oreochromis aureus, 682 nucleotides. RefSeq names its product ribonuclease inhibitor-like. The record is from RefSeq and is a predicted model, not a curated record. The transcript is spliced from 6 exons. Gene Ontology annotation, molecular function: protein binding. The coding region runs from base 113 to 682 and encodes 189 amino acids. Lineage: Eukaryota; Metazoa; Chordata; Actinopteri; Cichliformes; Cichlidae.